Molecule: messenger RNA, 684 nt
Organism: Pocillopora meandrina
Lineage: Eukaryota; Metazoa; Cnidaria; Anthozoa; Scleractinia; Pocilloporidae
Source: the annotation of a GenBank genome assembly
AUGAUACAUACAAAAGAUAAACAACGUAAAUGAAAAAGAAAUAAAGACUUACUUUGGUUUAGCUCCUAACGAUAGCAAAUAACUUGUAGCGAUUGUCUAGCAGCGAUGAUUGUGUAAUAAUCAUUAACUUACGAAAGACUUAUUGAUAAAAAUGAACCGGAACAAAAACGAUAAUAAAGUGUGUAUUAACUAAGCGUAUCGAAACUAACAGAGCUUAGAUACCUAAUAGUGAGUAGCAGACCACAUGUAGAAACUAGAAUGGUUGGUGAACAAAAGCCCGUUUCUUAUUUGACUUCCAAAUUGCAGAGUUUUCUACUUUACAGGAAAGCUGUAUUUCGUUUUCGUCGCCUAAGGGAAAACUUGAUUCGAGUAAGAAAGCAAGAUGGUAAUUUGUUACUAGACUUUGGACUUGAGAGCUAGUCUGUUGAAACUCUUGUGGAUAUCUUUCUUUGAUGUGAUAUUAUUUCUUUGGUUUCAGGAAACCCUUUCACACAAGCCGUGAGGAAUCAAGAACCACAGGACAGUGAAUUAGAAUCGCCUUCAUCUCACAGUGACACAGGAUUACCAAGAAUAAGGAAAACAGUCAAUAAAGAGCAGUGUUCACCCCGGAAAAGGAAAAAUAAUGACGAUAGGUCCUAUAAAUCCAAAAGAAUAUUCCUUUGGGGACAAUCAUUGGAAAAAUGA